Messenger RNA from Cotesia congregata, 504 nucleotides. The record is from the annotation of a GenBank genome assembly. Lineage: Eukaryota; Metazoa; Arthropoda; Insecta; Hymenoptera; Braconidae.
AUGUUGGGAAUAAUUGUGUCCGGUCGUCUGGUGCAAACAGACUUCCAGCAAAUAAGUGAAAAUCAAUUUUUAAUAAAUGUACCCGAUGCUGACAAUGUCAAUCACAUUGUCAUAUUUCUCACGGGUUACAUCUCCAACAACAAACCAUCGGCGAUUUUCCGGAUAUCUGACCUAAAGAAGAACCACGAGUUCGAGAACGCGAACCUGGGGAUCUUCGGCGCUAAAAUAUCUCACUCUGCGCAAAUAGGAAUCUCUGUGGAGCCGCUUUCAGCCAUUGAACCUUUGUCGGCGUUAGUCGCAAGCACAACUACUGAGUCACACGUUAAAUUCGCCCAGAAGAUGAUCAUUAACUUCAUGAAUUACGUGUCUAGUUUCUCAGUAACUCAGUCGCAGAUGACUCCCAACCCUUCGGAGAAUUUCGUACCGCUGUCGUCAGUCCAAGGCUGGUAUGAGACUUUCGAGCGACGGCUGCAACAAAAUCCAAACUUUUGGAAACAAUUGUGA